Molecule: messenger RNA, 606 nt
Organism: Fusarium keratoplasticum
Lineage: Eukaryota; Fungi; Ascomycota; Sordariomycetes; Hypocreales; Nectriaceae
Product: Nudix hydrolase domain-containing protein
Exons: 1
Coding region: 1-606 (201 amino acids)
Biological process (GO): ATP biosynthetic process; AMP biosynthetic process
Molecular function (GO): bis(5'-nucleosyl)-tetraphosphatase (asymmetrical) activity
Source: RefSeq, a predicted model, not a curated record
AUGGCCGCAUGUGAAGCAAACCCAUCCGCUGGCAAAUCUGCUUUCCUGAAAACCAAUCAAAACUCCUUUCCCUCUCAGCACAUUCUCAUCUCAUGCGGUACUGUCCCGGUCGAUCCGACCACGCACAAGAUCGCCCUCCUCCGUGACGCAUCCGACAACACAUACCACCUCCCCAAGGGCCGCAAGAACAUCGAUGAAGACCUCCUCGCGGCUGCUCUACGGGAGACGUAUGAAGAGACGGGCCUGAGUGUGACCGCUUUGCCGCUCAAGGUAGCCACGCGUGCGACACCCACGCAGGACAUGCUCGGCACGUUUGCUAUCGGGACAAACCCUGAUGUCACCGACGGGCUGCUCAACUGUGAGGUGUCUUCUGUCUGCGUUUAUCCGUGUGUGUACACGGGAGCGUUCAAGAUGGUCUUUUGGUUUGCCGCCAAGGCAGAUUCCACAGCCAUGCCAGACGCGGGAACGAGAGAGGCAUGGGAGGAGCAUCUACACUUGGAAUGGGUUGAUGCACCUGAGGCAGCGGCCAUGAUGGCAUUCAAGUCGAAUGGCCAGGUCAUAGACAAGGUCUUGGCUGACAUGAGGAACUCGGGUUAUCGAAUCUGA